Sebastes umbrosus (honeycomb rockfish) is the source of this 5357-nucleotide messenger RNA. It is a transcript of the gene trim36, whose product is annotated as tripartite motif containing 36. Bases 221 to 2488 code for a protein of 755 amino acids. The transcript is spliced from 13 exons. Gene Ontology annotation, molecular function: protein binding; zinc ion binding. Lineage: Eukaryota; Metazoa; Chordata; Actinopteri; Perciformes; Sebastidae. The record is from RefSeq and is a predicted model, not a curated record.
AGAGAGAGGGAGGAGAGAGGAUGGUGAUGAGGAUGAGGAUGAGGAGCGGCUCUUCUUCUCUUGAUGUUAUCUCACCUCUCCUGUGAAGCUGUGGAGCUUUUCAUCCUGUUUAUUUAGCUGCUGUUUGUGUGUGUGUGUUUUUUUUUUUUUUUUUUACAUUUUCAAUAUUCCUCCUGUUUGCUGACUACUGCUGUUACAUCCACCACCACCAUCUGCAGCCAUGUCGGACUCUGAGGACAUGACGGAGUUCGCCAGCAUCGUGGAGCGGAUCGAGCGAGGCGAGGUCCCGAUCAAGAACAUCGAGAGGGAGCUGAUCUGCCCGAUAUGUAAGGAGCUCUUCACCCACCCGUUGAUCCUGCCCUGCCAGCACAGCGUCUGCCACAAGUGUGUCAGAGAGCUGCUAAUGCUGAACCAUGACGACUCUUUUGAUGCCGGCUCCGAGUGCUCCAUGCCGGGCAGCCCCAGGUCCAGGGUGCCCUCUCCUUCCAUGGAGAGGCUGGACAGGCUUGUGAGAUCAGGUGGGUCUCGGGGCUCCAUCUCGUCACCGGGAUGGCGCAGAGGCUCUGUGACUCCCCGGGUCACCACCAUCCCAUGCCCGGGCUGCCAGCAUGACAUCGACCUCGGCGAGCGAGGCAUCAGCAUGCUAUUCCGUAACUUCACCCUGGAGAACAUCGUCGAGCGCUACCGCCAGGCCGCCCGCGCAGCCAUCGCGAUCAUGUGUAACAUCUGUAAGCCACCACAGCUGCAGGAGGCUACAAAGAGCUGCAUGGACUGCAAGGCCAGCUACUGUAAUGAGUGCUUCAAGCUGCACCACCCCUGGGGCACACCCAAAGCUCAGCACGAGUAUGUUGGGCCCACCACGAAUUUUAGGCCCAAGGUGCUCAUGUGUCCAGAGCACGAGAUGGAGAAGGUGAACAUGUACUGUGAGGUCUGCCGACGACCCGUGUGUCACCUCUGCAAACUGGGAGGAUCCCACGCCAACCACAAAGUCACCUCCAUGAGCAGUGCCUACAAGAUCCUCAAGGAAAAGCUGGCCAAGAGUAUCCAUUACCUCAUCAGCAAAGAGGACCAGGUCAGGACUCAGAUUACUGAUAUAGAGCAGCUCAUCAAUCAGACCGAGGAAAAUGGCCAGCUAGCAGAGCGUCGAGCCAACGAGCACUUUGAGCAACUGUUUGAGACUCUGCAGGAGAGGAAGUCAGAGAUGCUGAAGUCCAUCGAACAGUCGCGAAACCGACGCCUGGACCUACUCAAGACUCAGGUGGAGGAGUACCAGGGCAUGCUGGAGAACAGUGGUCUAGUGGGCUACGCUCAGGAGGUGCUGAAAGAGACGGAUCAGUCCUGCUUUGUACAGACUGCAAAGCAGCUGCAUAUCAGGAUCCAGAGGGCCACAGAGUCUCUGAGGACCUUUCACCCGGCAUCUGACCCCUGCUUUGAUGAGUUUGUGCUGGACACAUCCAAAGAAGAAACUCUGCUCAAAGAGAUGUGCUUUGGUGGAGUUCCAGACCCUCCUCUGAUCGACUUGUCCAAUAGCAGAGUCUAUAACGAGGCCUCGAUCUGCUGGAGGCUGUCUGAUGACCACCUACCUACAGAUCACCACGUGCUUGAAUACCGCAGACUCGGGGGCCCGAGCCAAUCCCCGUCCCAGGAGGACGGUGAGGACAGCGGGGUCUGGAGGGCUACAGACAGGGUGUAUGGUCCCAACACUGUGGUGUGUGACCUGGACCCCGACAGCCUGUACUCCUUCAGGGUCCGAAGCUGCAGGAACUCCAUGUUCAGCCCCCACAGCCCCGAAGUCACCUUCCACACUCCACCGGCACCCGCCUUUGGUUUCCUGUUCAGCGACAAGUGUGGCUUCAGUACGGAGCGGCUGAUUCUAAACAAGCGACGGGACACAGUGGAGAGCGUAGCAAGCAUGGCCUUCCUCCUUGCAGCAGAACGAGUGCAGACGGGCAGCUACAUCGGACUGGACUACAUAAUUGGGGACACGGGCAUCACUCAGGGAAGACACUAUUGGGCCUUCAAGGUGGAGUCGUUCUCCUACAUGGUUAAAGUUGGAGUGGCCUCUGACUCAAAGCUGAUGGAAUGGUUUCACAAUCCCAGAGAUACCAGCAGCCCGAGGUACGACCAUGAUAGUGGGCAUGACAGCGGCAGUGAAGACACCUGCUAUGAGCUCUCCCAGCCCUUCACCCUCCUCACCCUGGGCAUGGGCAAACUCUUCAUCCCCAAGGCGCCUUCAUCCUCCUCCAUCUCCACGGCGAGCGCAUCGUCCGGUGACCCUGGCAACCGCGUGCUUCCCAUGCCACAGCGCUUGGGCGUAUGCCUAGAUUACGACGCGUGCCGGGUGUAUUUCUACGAUGCCGACACCAUGAGGUGCCUUUACGAGAGGCAGGUGGAUUGUUCGGGAACAAUGUAUCCAGCGUUUGGGCUCAUGGGCAGCGCCAAGGUCCAACUGGAGGAGUUCCUCACCGCUAAGAGACUGACCUUCUGAUGAGGGACGGAGCAUGCUGAUGCUUUAGGACCUGCGUCUGUUUAAUCUUUGGCAUGUUCUGGCUGGGAAGAGCAGAUUUUAUUAACAGGGUGAUGGAGUACAAUCCAAAUAGUUUUUUCUGAAGGUCAGAUGAGGCAGAUGUGACCAGGGCCUUUUGGUCCUAAAUGUGAAAAUGGGAUCUCUAUUUAGAGUUGGCAUGUAUAAUGUAUGAGCCAUACACAAAGAGUAUGACGCUGUAUAUUAGUGUCCACAUACAAAGGUCUCCAGAGGUUGGUAUGUGAAAGGUCUUCUCUGCAUACCAAAGUCUCUGUAUCUGUUAAUUGUACUUGCCAGCUGUGAUCAGAUAGUGGAAUUGGCUGCAAUAGUCUGCAGCUACUUUAAAUCUUUAUUUUAACAUGAAACGCCUUUGAGCUUACACUUACACUUCCUCUUUUGCCAGGUAUAUGUUUAUAGAUUAUGUUGUGUGUGUAUCAAUUAUUGGGUGCUCUUUGUUUCUUUGGCUGUAACUAUUUGUCUAAAUGUAGCAGCAUAGGUUUAGAUGUAAUCUUGGUGGACCUGAGAGCCUUGUAGCUACUAUAAAGCUAGCGCCUUUGUGCCUUUUUUUUUAUUAGGAAAUGGGUCCCUUUAGUUUGCGGGCAGAUGUUGGUGUUAUUGCACAAGCAUAAUGGAAAUACUUAGCAUAAAUACUGUAUGAGUUUUUACUGUAGGUAGUUUAUCACGGACACUGGUGUCAAAGUUAUAACAGUUAAUAUUCAUUAUACUCUCGACUUCAUCACAGAAAACACUACUUUUCCUCCAUGUCACAGUUACGUUGAGCUGUUUUUGCACAAUAUGAUGAAUGAAGCCUCGCACAUGAUAAACUUAACAAUCAUCACGUUUUGAUCACUACCUAGUUAGGUUCUUCACUUUAAACGUUGUAGACAUAAUCGGCACAUUGAUGUCUCACAGUUCACCUUUUUACAAGCAUAAACGUUUAAUCCUGGAGUAGUUACUUGGAUUUUAAAAGCCUCUCACUGUUUGCACAGCACUGAAUGUGACUCUUAACACCAUAAAACCAGCCGGGUACCAGAACACCGUGUACUUGUAGUCAACGUCAGUCUGGCAGCCGCAAAGUCACUAAUAGCCAAAGCGUGUUGGUUCUGGUGCUGACUUAAGUGCAACACACCGCUCUGUCGCCUAGCAGCCUUUAAACACCGUUUAAAAACACAGUUAUUCAGGUGCUUACAUAAAGUGCUAUCACAAAACACACUGUUCAGUACCUUAACUAUCAAAACCACCGUUCACUCGCAGUGCAGACACAUGAAAUGUAGCAUAUUAGUAUGUCACCGGUGAGUUUGGCUAUCAGACGGCUCCCCUAAGUGGUUGAUUGGCUUUGAUUAAAUCCGCUCAGAUAUUCAAGUCUAAGAGAGCUCACUGCUGGGCAAUCACACUUGUUUUUUAUAUACUGUAUAUGUGCCUGCACGUGGGUUUGUUUGAACAUUCAUGUAUAUUUUGAGUUCUGGAGGGUGAGGGUAAUCGGUGUGUGUGUGUGUUUUCUCAGGUUUCUGGCCCUGAUUGGGGCCCAAUGCUACCUACCUCUAUCCGUCAGGCCUGGAAACCCUUAACUACGGUACCUUUCCUCACAGAAACAAGUUUGGUUUGAUUUACAGCUUUGUCCGUAACGGUCCAUUCAAUAUCUCCGCCUUCUCUUUAAUGUCAGAUAAUAAGCUGAUCUCUCAAAAUGUUUGAUUUAACUUCCAUGUACAUAGGCCAUUAAUCCAGAGUAUAUUAUUUUCGGUGAAAUAAAGUACAUUUUAAAUGUUUAUUAGUUGGUGUAUCUCUAUUGGUGGGAAUUAUUGUAAGCAGAUAUUCAACUGCCUUUGUCAAGGGAGUUUUUUUCAAAUGACCUUUUUGUGGUGUUGGUUUGAUUAGACAGUUUAAAUGUUUUGGUUAUAUAGUGUGGAACAAAUGGGUUUUUGUUUUGGGUUAGAAACAUUUAAAUUCAUGCUCUUACAUGUAGCAAGACAGAAACAUUCUCCACUCAAAAUGAAAUAUUGGAUUUCUGUGACUGUGUGCGUAUUUUGUCUCACAGGUGCUUAUGUGAAUAAUUUUUACUCCAAUUUUCAGAGGUCUCAAACCUGAACCUUGAUUCCCUCAUUUUAAAAUUGAACACCUUAAAACCCGUCUAUGCAUUUAGGAAUUUCCAUCACUGAAUGUAUUCCUGUUAAUUACAGAACAAACAGCUGACAUGUUUUUUAGUUGCUUUUCUUCUAUUGGUUUGUUUCACUCGGGGUCACAGCAGAGUUGCAUGUAUAGAAAUCUGAUAAAAGGCUUAUAAUCUCAACAUCUCAUCGGACUUUUAAAAUUCAUCACAGCUUGCUUUUCAGCAAAUAGUUUAGAACCAAAUAUUUCGCAGGCUGGCUCUCAAUCUAAUUCCAAGCUAGCACUUUAAAAAUCUGUAGCAUGUCAGCAGCUGUUUGGCUCUGCAGGUGUGUAUAAUAAGUGUGUGUGUGUGCAAUAUUAUUAAACAGGCUGUAGAAAAGAGUUUAGACAGACAUAAGCCUAUCAAGACAAUUUGCACUGUAAUUAGUUUCUUUACUUUGUGGUUUUAAAUGGGCUUUUCCUUGAUACAAACACUACUUGACUUGUAAAUGUGUUUUUUUUUUUUCUUCUUGGUAACACUCAAAUUUUUGGAUCUCUAAAUUAGUGACAGUGCGUUUGUCCCUAUGUGUUUCCUCCAGAGGAUUUGGAUGUGGUGUGUAAGUGGUGGGUUUCUGUAUGUGGUAUGUAAAGAUGUGGAAAUAUUGUUCUUUGCUCCGAUUCCUGGAAACACUUUUUAAUUUGCUGUGUGGGGAUUACAUCAAAUAAAACUAGUGUGUUUUCAAAUCUA